AUGAGCGCCACCCUCGACCCCACGCCCCUCAGGGCCUUUCUGCGCGAUCCCGGGAUCGGGAUCGGGAUCGGGAUCGUCUCGAUCCCCCACGUCGCCUUCCCGCUCAAGGCCUUCUUCGCCCAGACGCCCCAGGAGGACUACCUCCAGGCUGCACUGCUGACAGUGCUGCAAAUCCAUUUGGGAAAUGAAGAUUCAAAAGGAGACAUUUUAGUCUUUUUGCCUGGCCAGGAAGAAAUCGAAGCUCUUGGGGCUUUGCUGCAUGCAAAGCUGCAGCAGCUCAACAAGUGUGGGGCCCCACACCCCCUUGGGGCCCCCCAGGGGGCCCCAGAGGGGGCCCCCAAGGGGUGCGGGGCCCCACAGGUGCAUGUGCGUUUGGGGUCUGAGGUGUACGUACACCGGAGGAGCAGCAAGCUGCUUGUGUGCUGUCUGUACGCUGCACUUCCUUUUGAGCAGCAGCAGGAAGUUUUGAAGCCUGUGUCUCCGCCGUUUACAAGAAAAGUUAUUUUGGCGACAAACAUUGCGGAGACUUCUUUGACAAUUCCUGGAGUUCGAUUUGUUGUGGAUUCGGGAUUAAAGAAGUCAAAAGUGAUGAAUUAUAAAACUCAUGUCGAGGCCCUCCAGCUGCAGGAAAUAUCGAAAGACUCGGCAGACCAAAGAGCCGGCAGAGCAGCCAGAGAAGGCCCAGACAGGAAAAAUCUUGUACGCCUCCACCAGGGUCUUUCAUAG
Messenger RNA from Eimeria tenella, 726 nucleotides. RefSeq lists its product as uncharacterized. Lineage: Eukaryota; Apicomplexa; Conoidasida; Eucoccidiorida; Eimeriidae. Gene Ontology annotation, cellular component: intracellular anatomical structure; nucleolus. The record is from RefSeq and is a predicted model, not a curated record. Bases 1 to 726 code for a protein of 241 amino acids. Gene Ontology annotation, biological process: positive regulation of transcription by RNA polymerase I. Gene Ontology annotation, molecular function: RNA binding. The transcript is spliced from 5 exons.